AUGACACGAUUCUUGUGGAUAAAAAAUAAACAGGGAGGGGUGUCUCCUAAGAACUUAUUAUCUAUAGGUGUUCAAUCAAGGACAGAUUCAAUACAAAGGACCAUUUAUCAUUUUUACGUUGAUAACUUGAUAUCUGCUGCUGAAACAAGCAACGAGCUUUCAACAAAGCAUCAAUUAAUACGUGACCCUGAACAUCAAAUGCUUCAGUAUUCAAUGAAGUUAUUUCAGAAGAUCUGGAUAGUAUUGGGAACAGUGUGGCGGUUGGGAAUUGGCACGCUAAAACUUUCUUUCUAUGAGGACAUAAAAGUUAAUAAAUGGGCUACGAAACAGUCAAUCCUAUCAAGAUUAGCCCAAAAUUAUGAAACUUCCGGUUUCUUAGUCCUAGCUAAUUAA
Enterobius vermicularis (human pinworm) is the source of this 393-nucleotide messenger RNA. NCBI's taxonomy places the organism in Eukaryota, Metazoa, Nematoda, Chromadorea, Rhabditida, Oxyuridae. The record is from the annotation of a GenBank genome assembly.